UGAGGGAUAUUCAACUAGUAUCUAUAAUUCGUAUUCAUAAUUUCAUACAAGUGAAUGGUAAAAGAGUUUCGCAUAAUACUGAAAAAAUCAGGCUUGGCCGAACAAGUGACAAUGUUGAGCUACAUGGGAUUCCAUUUUACUUAUUUACUUCCAGCUAUCGGAGUAUUGGCGUUAAUAACUCGGCCAUUUAUCGAUCGUUUCGAAAUUACUAAAAUUGCAUUUAUAAGCGUCGUAGCACUUCUCUACGCAACACCGUGUUACAACUAUAAUAUCGCCAAUGAAGCGAGGACCUAUACACCGGAAAGACUCUUAGGCGUUUUGGGAAAUGUUCCCGUCGAAGAGUAUGUGUCCGUCAUCCUACAAAUCGUCCUAACCUCGCUGUGGGCAAUGCUCUGUGUCCGGUGGAAAUUUCCGUUUUUAAAUUUCAACCACGACAAACAGAGUUAUCAAACAAUCCGAUGGAUACCGAUUUUGUUGCUGAGCAUUGUCACGGCCAUCGGUUACAGAAUGGCCGUUCCGGGACAAGAAACGUUUUAUUUUGGGAGCAUUCUGUGUUGGGCGUCUCCGGUGAUCAUAGUCAUGUGGUACGGGGCCGGAAACUAUUUCGUAAAAAUUUUGAUACCUUCCGCUUUCGCGAUUGUGGUGCCGACGUUAUACCUGUUGUGGGUGAAUUGGAUAGCCCUGAAGGAGGACUUUUGGCAUCUGAAUAAGAAUACUAGUUUAAACAUGUCUGUGGCUGAAGGAUUGCCUUUAGAAGAAGCUCUGUUUGUCUCCAUAACGACUGCCAUGAUUGUCAUGGCGGGAGCCUGUUAUGACAAGGCGUACGGUACGAUCGUAACGUUUACGUUGAUAUACCCUCAUCAGUUUAGUAUCAGUAGAAAAUUCAUUUGUCAGAUGUUUGAAGCAUUCGUCACUCCAGAAUGUUCUCUGCCUUCAAUUGUAACGGAAGAUUUAAUAACUAUUAUGAAAUCACUGGACAACGCAAAAACAAUGUUCACUUCCUGUUAUUUAUACCAUUAUGGAAUUCGUAUAGAUCUUCUUUUGCAGUACGCUUUUGCUCGUUAUUCGGAUAAUAUAAUGGAUGACGCAUCGAAUAUGGAAAAUAAAAAACUAAAAUUAAAGCUUCUCCAGAGAUAUAUUGGUGAGUGUUUUGCUGGCAGAAAAGAUUAUGAAGUCAAAUCAGUACCAGAGGAAGUAAUUAUUGAUUGGACCCCAUACGAAGCAGAGUUCACCGAUGAGGAAAUGGCAUGUUUUCGUGCAUUAUCAAGAAUUGCAUUUUUUUUGGCUCGUAAGCCAUAUGAAGAGUUACUCGCUGGUUAUGAAUUUGAUCUUACUAAUGCGAUAAUAUACAAAACAGAAAAAGACAUAAUCGAUUAUUUUACCUUGAUAGCAGGAAGUUUCGGUGCGAUGUGCGUUUAUUCAUUCUUGUAUAGGUUUAAUAUUGAGAAAUAUGAUUUUGUUGAAAAGGACGAUUAUGUAAUUAAAAAAGCAUAUCAAUUAGGAAAUAGCCUACAAUUUGUGAACAUUUCCCGGGAUCUCGUCUUCGACAGCGAAUCGUGGGGUCGUGUCUACUUACCUACUGACUACAUGGAGGACGAAGAAAACGAUUUAAGGGUCUUACGUAAAGAAAAGAAUCCGAGGGCUCUGGGAAAUGAUAAAUUGAAUAGAUACGCUAAUAAGAUGAACGAAUUAUGUGACAAAAACUUAAGGGAAUCGAUAGAUGUUAUUAAGCGUAUGCCGUUUGAAAUAAGAGGUUUAAUUCUGACAUCUGUUGAACUUUAUCGAGCGAUUUAUUAUUGCGCCAUCAAGUAUAGUGAAAAAUUUCCUAACAAAGCAAAAUUAACUUUGUUGGAUAGAUAUAAGGUAUUAUUUAAGGUCCUUUAUAUCGAUAGUCUCCAAUACCUGUUAUAAGUGGAAUGUAACAUUAUGCAGUUGUUUUUUCUUAAUUAGUGGAGGUACCCUAACUUUAUUUUUUAUAUAGUAUGGAUGAUCUUUUUUACUCACUAAUA
Messenger RNA from Myzus persicae (green peach aphid), 2009 nucleotides. Its product is annotated as bifunctional lycopene cyclase/phytoene synthase-like. The transcript is spliced from 4 exons. NCBI's taxonomy places the organism in Eukaryota, Metazoa, Arthropoda, Insecta, Hemiptera, Aphididae. Gene Ontology annotation, molecular function: intramolecular lyase activity. The coding region runs from base 55 to 1911 and encodes 618 amino acids. The record is from RefSeq and is a predicted model, not a curated record. Gene Ontology annotation, biological process: biosynthetic process.